AUGAGUACAGGCAUCAAACUUCCGCCCGCCACCCACCGCAAACGCACCGUCCCCCAGUCUGAUCUCGAAGCUGCCUCUACCUUAAAGCUCGGCGACGACCAAAACACGCAUACAUUGUCGCUCAGCGAGGCACGACUUGUCAUAAACAAGGUGCUGGAAAAUAAGAGGCGGAGUGGGAAGAAAUAUGACGAGCCUGAGAAUCUUACAAAAACGUUGGACUAUCUAGAAGUAUUCUCUCGAUUCAAGGAUGAGGAGAACAUCAAGGCGGUAGAGAGAUUACUCAAUUCGCACACAGAGUUGGAGAUGUUUGAGCGGUCGCAACUAGGAAGUCUAUGCUGCGACAACGCAGAAGAGGCAAAGUCUCUCAUCCCCAGUUUACAGAACAAAAUCUCGGAUAUCGAUUUGCAGGAAUUGCUGGAUGAGUUGACCAAGUUGCGGAAUUUUGUGGAGUAA
Talaromyces marneffei is the source of this 453-nucleotide messenger RNA. RefSeq lists its product as uncharacterized. Bases 1 to 453 code for a protein of 150 amino acids. Gene Ontology annotation, molecular function: translation initiation factor binding; nucleotide binding. Gene Ontology annotation, cellular component: P-body; RNA polymerase II, core complex. The transcript has 3 exons. The record is from RefSeq and is a predicted model, not a curated record. Gene Ontology annotation, biological process: nuclear-transcribed mRNA catabolic process, deadenylation-dependent decay; transcription initiation at RNA polymerase II promoter; positive regulation of translational initiation. NCBI's taxonomy places the organism in Eukaryota, Fungi, Ascomycota, Eurotiomycetes, Eurotiales, Trichocomaceae.